AUGCCAUCAAAGAAAAAAGAAGUGUUCAAAUCACUAGAAACAUGGGCAGUGCAAAGUCCUUUACCACUCAUCAAACCCGUGGAGGAGAGCUCGCAACCCCAUGAUUUAUUGCCAGACUCGUCGCUACCCGCGGAUGAGUUCAUUGAUCAAGUGAAGGCCCUGAAAGAUCGAACGGCCGAGCUUCCAGAUCAAAAUCUUGUAGUAUUGGUGGGUGGCAUGAUAACUGAGGAAGCAUUGCCUCCGUACCAAAUAUGGGUGAAUGAAUUGGAUGGUAUUGAAGAUGAGACGGGUCCGAGUUUGACACCAUGGGCUAUAUGGACAAGAUCUUGGACUGCUGAAGAAAAUAGACAUGUAGAUUUACUUAAAACCUAUCUCUAUCUAACUGGUCGAGCUGACAUGCACAUGAUUGAAAAAACCAUCCAUUAUUUGAUUGGAGCCGGCGUGGAUUUAGGUACUGAAAACCAACCAUACAUGGGUUUUGUGUACACAUCUUUCCAAGAGAGAGCCACAUAUGUGACACACGGUAACAUAGCUCGAAUGGCUAAAGAGAGAGGUGAUUCUACACUUGCGCGCAUAUAUGGUACCAUUGCUGUGGACGAGAAGCGCCACGAGAACGCAUACGUGAAGAUUAUCAAGAAGCUUCUCGAAGUAGAUCCCACAGAAACCAUGAUUGCUAUAGCAAAUAUAAUGCGCCGCAAGAUUACAUUUCCUACACACUUGAUGCAAGACGAGCAAGAUUCGGUACUCUUUGAUCAUUAUUCUACGGUGGCACAACGUACUGGCGUGUACACGACGAAUGAUUAUGCUGAUAUUCUAGAUUUUUUAAUUGGAAGGUGA
Lathyrus sativus (Indian pea) is the source of this 837-nucleotide messenger RNA. Lineage: Eukaryota; Viridiplantae; Streptophyta; Magnoliopsida; Fabales; Fabaceae. The record is from the annotation of a GenBank genome assembly.